Molecule: messenger RNA, 1305 nt
Organism: Myxocyprinus asiaticus (Chinese sucker)
Lineage: Eukaryota; Metazoa; Chordata; Actinopteri; Cypriniformes; Catostomidae
Gene: mnat1
Product: MNAT1 component of CDK activating kinase
Exons: 8
Coding region: 176-1033 (285 amino acids)
Biological process (GO): positive regulation of cyclin-dependent protein serine/threonine kinase activity; nucleotide-excision repair; regulation of transcription by RNA polymerase II
Cellular component (GO): transcription factor TFIIH holo complex
Molecular function (GO): cyclin-dependent protein serine/threonine kinase activator activity
Source: RefSeq, a predicted model, not a curated record
GAUUUCUGUUUGUUCUUUUGCAGACGGACUCAAAUAUCUCUAACAAAUAUUAUUAAUAAUGGAUGAUCAGGGAUGCCCGAGGUGCAAGACGACGAAAUACAGAAAUCCAUCUCUAAAGCUGAUGGUCAAUGUGUGUGGUCACACGCUCUGAACGUCCGCCAGUGGGAGUAAUCAUAUGUGUGUGUGUUGCAGGUGUGAGAGCUGUGUGGAGAUGCUCUUUGUCCGCGGCUCAGGUAACUGUGUGCAGUGUAACACACCUCUCAGAAAGAGUAAUUUUCGCAUUCAGCUCUUCGAAGAUCCAGCCAUUGAUAAAGAGGUGGAGAUCCGCAAGAAGGUUCUUAAAAUUUAUAAUAAGAGAGAGUUUGAUUUCUCCACUCUGAAAGAAUAUAAUGACUACCUGGAGCAGGUGGAAGAGAUUGUGUUUAACUUGACUAAUAACGUGGAUACUGAAAGGACAAAGCAGAUUAUGGAACAGUACCAGCGAGACAACCGAGACAUUAUACAGAGAAACAAAGCCAAACUGACCCGUGAGCAGGAGGAGUUGGAGGAGCUGUUGUUACAGGAGCAGCAGGAUUCAGAGCAGAGGAGACUGGAGACCCUCCAGGAGGAACAAAGACAACUACAGGCCAAGAGAAAAAACAAACAGGCCCUGCUGGAUGAGCUGGAGAGUUCCCAGUUACCUGCGGCUGUGCUCUUGGCCCAACAUAAAGAUCGAGCCACCCAACUGGGAACCCAGAUAGAAAAACAGAAACGGAACGUCAAACCAACAAACCUCUUCUCUACUGGAAUACUGAUGGGUCAGACAGUGUCUUUGGCUCCUGUGACUCAUGUGGAGGAAGUGUUGUAUGUCUAUCAGCCUGUGUACAUUGACACAUAUGGCCCGCCCAUUCCAGAACUGGAUCAGUUGGGUCGACUUGGGUAUCUGAAUCAUGUGCGCACAGCGUCUCUACAGGACCAGGCUGGUGGUUAUUCAUCGGGACUGGCAUGCCACCGUGCCAUCCAGGAUGCUUUUAGUGGCCUUUUCCCCUCAUGACAAAACUACAGGGACUUCUGCUCCUCCUGUCCAUCUGUCUAUGUCCAGGGAAAGUCUCUCACAUAAAAGAGAGAGGCUGAAAGUGUUUAGAUUCACAAGAAUCAUGGGAUAGAUUCCUUUUGAGGACUCCAUCAUGUGAACAUGACGCUUUCAGCAGGCCGAGUUCAGAAUAUACAGACAUCUGGGGUUUAUUGACGUGUGAUAUGAACAAGCUUUGAUAGGUGUUAUUGAUAUUUUUGUAACAUUUCAGUUAAAUAAAUGAGAAAAACUUU